Molecule: messenger RNA, 1020 nt
Organism: Thyridium curvatum
Lineage: Eukaryota; Fungi; Ascomycota; Sordariomycetes; Thyridiales; Thyridiaceae
Exons: 5
Coding region: 1-1020 (339 amino acids)
Molecular function (GO): hydrolase activity
Source: RefSeq, a predicted model, not a curated record
AUGCCGCCUCCAACCCCACCUCUCCGAGCUCCUGCUGGAUUUCUCAACCGCGCCCUGAGCCCUUCGCGAAACCCAAUUCCUCGACUUCCCAACCUCUACACAAGCGGUCAAGCAUCCUCAGCGUCGACUCCAUCGGCCUCAUUGCGAUCGGCCCAGGCUCCUACAGCCCAACAAACCACAUCUGCCGCUUUUACGAGGCCAAUUGCCCAACAAACCGCCAGGAUGUCGAGCAUGCCAGCUACCGGCGGUCACAGCGAGACCCCUUUUCUUGACGACGAUGCUCGCCGACCCGUCGCUAACCAUUGCAAAGUUGCCAGCGGCUACAAGGCCCAAGGCUCGUACGAGCAGGUUGGCGGUUUCAAGACUUAUGUCACUGGGCCGGCCGAUGCCACCAAGGCAAUUCUCGUCAUCUUUGACAUCUUUGGCUUCUUUGACCAGACGGUCCAGGGCGCCGAUAUCCUGGCCACCAGCGACAAGCACCAGAAGUACAAGGUCUACAUGCCUGACUGGUUCAACGGCGAGCCCUGCCCUAUCGAGUGGUUCCCCCCGAACACCGAAGAGAAGCAGAAGAAUCUCGGCAACUUCUUCAAGAAGUUCCCGCCCCCUUCAGUCGCCGAGAAGGUCCCCGCCUUUGUCAAGGCCGCCAACGAGCACAACUCUUCGAUCAAGUCAUGGGGCAUCCUAGGGUAUUGCUGGGGAGGAAAGGUCGUUUCUCUCGCCACUUCCGGGGAUAAGACUCCUUUCUCUAUCGCUGCCGAGAUCCAUCCAGCCAUGGUCGACGCCAACGAUGCCUCUAGCAUCAAGGUCCCUCUCAUCAUGCUCGCGUCCAAGGACGAGGCUCCCGAGGAUGUCAAGAAUUUCGAGAGCAACCUGACGGUCGCCAAGCACGUCGAGACCUUCGGCGACCAGAUCCACGGCUGGAUGGCCGCUCGCUCGGACCUGACCGACGACCAUGUCAAGGAGGAGUACAUCCGCGGCUACAAGACGGUGCUCGAGUUCUUUGGCAAGCAGUGGAACUGA